AUGGGAAGGGAGAUUUCAGAAGUCCAGAGAAGUAGGGGUGAGCCAGAGAUGGAGGAAAACAUGAUGGGGAAGAACAAUGAUCUUCAAGAAUGUGUCACCACAUCAACAAACAAAGAUUGGAGAAGUGGCUGUCAGAAUUCUGGAACGGCGAUGGAAUCUGCUGCACGCCACGCCUCUGAAAAUAGGAAAAGAUCCCUUCUUUCUUCUUCUUCUUCUAAAUGCAUACUGUUUCUACUCUCUGGCAACAAAACCAACCAAUGGAAUUUGGAGAUCAUAUCUGAUGUUAUUGAAAUGCUGGAUCAACAUAACGUUCUUGCAAAAAGUUUUCGCAUGGUAAGAGACGUAAUCAGAACUAAUCCACAAACUAAUGUUCGUUUACGUCUUAUUGGGAAAAGGGGCAAAGAUGGAAGGCGAUAUAAUCUACCAUCUGUUGAUGAGGUUGCAGGUUUAGUUGUUGGAGAUUUUGAUUCAAAUACAAAAGAAAGAGAUAUUAUUGUCGAAACAAAAUCUGGCCAACUUCAACGAAUUUCAAAACUCAACCCAUCAUAUUUAGGAUUACAAUAUCCUUUACUAUUCCCUUAUGGUGAAGACGGCUGGAGAGAAAACAUCCUUUUAAACAAAUUGCCGAAAAAUUCUACACAGGAAAGCUCCUACGUUAGCAUGAGGGAUUUUUUUGCAUUUAGAAUCCAGCAUAGAUCAAGUCGUGAAGGUGUUUUGUUGUAUUCUCGACGACUUUUUCAACAGUUUUUAGUUGAUGCAUUCUCAAUGGUUGAAGCGGCUAGACUUAAAUAUGUAUACUCAAAGCAAAGACAAUUUAGAGCUGAAAUCUAUAAAGGUCUGAAAGAUGCAAUUAUGAACGGUGAAACUGAGGCAUCGUCACUAGGCAAGCGUAUUGUUUUACCUGCAACAUUCACAGGGGGACCACGAUAUAUGAUUCAGAAUUACCAAGAUGCAAUGGCAAUUUGUAGGUCAAUUGGUUAUCCAGAUUUAUUUAUAACAGUAACUUGCAACCCCCAAUGGGAAGAAUUGAAGCGUUAUUGUAAGGAAAAUAAUUUAAAACCUGAAGAUAGACCAGACAUGGUUUGCAGAUUAUUCAAGGCAAAGUUGGACAUACUCAUCAAAGAUAUCCAAAAGAAUAGAAUUUUUGGUACAUCAAGAACAGUUAUAUAUACUAUUGAGUUUCAGAAGCGUGGAUUACCCCAUGCACACAUACUACUAUUUCUUGCACAAGAGCAUAAAUUUUCUGGUCUUGAUGACAUAGACAAUAUUAUCUCAGCAGAAAUUCCAGAUCAGACUCUGGAUCCAGAAUACUAUCAGGCAGUUAAGGCUUUUAUGAUGCAUGGACCCUGUGGAAUUGCAAACAAAAAUUCACCUUGCAUGGAGAACGGUGUUUGCACCCGACAUUUUCCUAAAAAAUUCGUAGAGUUUACCACCAUCGAUCAAAAUGGAUAUCCACUUUAUAGACGUCGAAAUGACGGUCAUACCAUUGAGGUUUCAGGUAUUCAUUUGGAUAAUCGGUAUGUUGUGCCACAUAAUAAGUUCUUAUUAAUGAAGUAUGGUGCCCAUAUCAAUGUUGAAUGGUGCAAUCAAUCAAGAUCGAUAAAGUAUCUUUUUAAGUAUGUUAACAAGGGAAGUGAUCGAAUCACAGCUUCUUUUUAUUCAACUUCAACGCUUCCCAAUUCUAAUUCAAUCAUAGAUGAAGUGAAAAUGUAUUAUAAUUGUCGGUAUAUCUCUCCAUGUGAAUCUGCUUGGAGAAUAUUUGAAUUUGAUAUUCACUAUAGAAGACCUUCAGUUGAACGGUUAAGCUUUCACUUGCCCGAUGAACAACCAGUUAUCUUUGAAGAUCAAGACAAUUUGCAAAGAACUGUUGAUAAAGCAACAAUUAAAGAAUCCAUGUUCAUAGCUUGGUUUCAAGCAAGCACAGACUAUGAGGCAGCUAGACAAUUAACUUAUAACAAUUUUCCAACUGAAUUUGUUUGGAAACGCAGCCUGAGAAUAUGGGAGCCAAGGAAAACAAACACUGUUAUUGGUAGAUUAUUCUUUAUCCCUCCAUCUGCAGGUGAAUUAUACUAUUUAAGAAUGUUACUCAACAUUGUUAAAGGGCCAAGAAGCUAUGAAGAACUUCGGUCUUUCAAUGGUGUUGUUUAUCCUACAUUCAGAGAUGCAUGUUACGCGCGUGGGUUACUUGAUGAUGAUCAAAAAUACAUUGAUGCUAUUGAAGAAGCCAGUCAUUGGGGUUCUGGAUAUUAUCUGAGAAAGCUGUUUGCAACUCUUUUGUGGUCAAAUUCAAUGACUCGGCCUGAAGUAGUUUGGCAGAGAUGUUGGACUUUACUUUCAGAUGGGAUACUACAUAGUCAUAUAACUAUGUUCAAUUUACCCGAUUUGGUUUUAUCAGACGAUGAAUUAUCAGAACUUACUCUAAUAGAGAUUGAACAAAUACUUAACAGCAAUGGCAAAACACUUCAAGAAUAUGCAACAAUGCCAUUUCCCAACAUGGAUAACAUCCACAGCAUGAGACAUGGCUCUUUGCAAAACAAAUUAAUAUUAGAUGAACUCCGCUAUGAUCGAGUUAUGUUGGCUGAGCAACACAAGCAAUUUUUAUCACAAAUGACAAUAGAACAAAAAUAUGUAUAUGACCAAAUCCUUCAAGCUGUCAAUUCAGAUUGUGGUAAAGUUUUCUUCUUAUAUGGGUACGGAGGUACAGGAAAGACUUUCGUUUGGAAUACUAUCUCAGCUACUCUUAGAUCAAAGGGUCAAAUUGUCUUAACAGUUGCUUCAAGUGGAAUAGCUUCACUCUUGCUACCUGGAGGAAGAACAGCUCAUUCCAGGUUUGCAAUCCCCCUAACUCCUGAUGAAUAUUCCACCUGUAAUAUAAAACAAGGAAGCCCACUAGCUGAGUUAAUUUUGGCAACCAAACUUAUUAUUUGGGAUGAAGCACCAAUGAUGAAUAAGUUUAAACAGCCAGUAUUCACACAUGGCCAACUAUAUGUUGCAGUCUCAAGAGUUACUAACAAAUAUGGACUGAAGAUUGUUAUUUCUCAUGACAAUUCAAAUAAUUACAUUGAAACCAACAAUGUCGUUUAUCAUAAAGUUUUCAGAAAUAUUUGA
Arachis stenosperma is the source of this 3108-nucleotide messenger RNA. RefSeq lists its product as uncharacterized. The record is from RefSeq and is a predicted model, not a curated record. Lineage: Eukaryota; Viridiplantae; Streptophyta; Magnoliopsida; Fabales; Fabaceae. Gene Ontology annotation, biological process: telomere maintenance; DNA repair. Bases 1 to 3108 code for a protein of 1035 amino acids. The transcript is spliced from 5 exons. Gene Ontology annotation, molecular function: DNA helicase activity.